Messenger RNA from Staurois parvus, 403 nucleotides. The record is from the annotation of a GenBank genome assembly. NCBI's taxonomy places the organism in Eukaryota, Metazoa, Chordata, Amphibia, Anura, Ranidae.
GUGUUCCUUUAACCACCUCCCGCCCACCAUUGAUCAUCAGAGCACUGAUGAUCAGUGUGCCCUGAUGAUCAGUGUAGCCCAGCAGUGCCACCUGUCAGUGUCCAUCAGUGCCAGCUGUCAGUGCUCAUCAGUGCCAUGUGCCAGUGCCCAUCAGUGCCACAUCAAUGCCACAUUUCAGUGCCUACCAGUGCACAUCAAUGCCACAUAUCAGUGCCCAUCUGAGCUGCCUUUCAGUGCCACCCAUCAGUGCCAGUCAGUGCCACCUAUCAAUGUCAAUCAGUGCCACCUAUCAGUGUUGCCAAUCAGUGGCACCUAUCAGUACCAGUCAGUGCCGCCUAUCAGUGCGCAUCAGUGCCGCCUAUCAGUGCCGCCUAUCAGUGCCAUUCAGUGCCGCCUAACAGUG